Messenger RNA from Ascoidea rubescens DSM 1968, 1390 nucleotides. RefSeq names its product phosphoserine phosphatase (gene SER2). Gene Ontology annotation, biological process: L-serine biosynthetic process; dephosphorylation. Gene Ontology annotation, molecular function: L-phosphoserine phosphatase activity; magnesium ion binding. The transcript has a single exon. The record is from RefSeq and is a predicted model, not a curated record. NCBI's taxonomy places the organism in Eukaryota, Fungi, Ascomycota, Saccharomycetes, Ascoideales, Ascoideaceae. Gene Ontology annotation, cellular component: cytoplasm. Bases 302 to 1243 code for a protein of 313 amino acids.
CCAGCCACGGUGAUAGUUCCCAGCAGGCGAAUCGAACCUGCGACCGGAUUUCGAGGUCUACGAAAAGCGAGAUGGUAACAAUCCAAUUAUAUGUGUGUAUUUGGGGGUUUCCAGGCUGGGAAACCGUUGCAUUGAGUCAUAACCUCAACGAUGCCAGCUGGAUUUGCUGUGCUUUUGUUGAUGGUCGAGAUACGUCUGAGUCUGGGUGAUCUUCGUCAGAGUUGUUGCUGCACUUUGCCAAAACAUUUCUCAAAAGAUAGGCUAAAGCUAACCUAGUUUCUUCAGAUCCUUGCAUUCAAAAAUGAGUUAUUCGUUGACGGUUAUUGCAUCAAAUUCGGAAUUUGAGAGCAGUCAGAUACUAGGAAAUAUCCACAGUUACUUGCAAAGUUUACCAAUCAGAAAUCUAGUUCUAAUCAACUUAUCAAUCAAUAAAGCUGUUGAAUUUCAAUUUGACAUAAUCGAUAACAAUAAUAACGAGUUUGAAAAAUACUACAAAAUUUUCAAAACGUACCAGUUGAAUAAAAAAUUUGGAACAAAUGUGGACUUGAUUUUUCAAAAAAUUGGAAAAAGAAAAACCCAGAAAUUGAUUGUAUUUGAUAUGGAUUCCACUCUUAUUUACCAAGAAGUUAUCGAGCUAAUAGCUAGCUAUGCUAAUGUUGAAGAAGAAGUCAAAAGAAUAACAACUUCAGCAAUGAAUGGAGAAAUUGAUUUUAAAGAGUCACUAAGACAGAGAGUCCUAUUACUAAAAGGUAUAGACUCAACCGAAAUUUGGGAUGAGUUAAAAUAUAGAAUUCAAAUCACAAAUGGGGCUAAAGAAUUUUGCUAUGGAAUUAAAAAAAAAAACAACUGUAAAUUGGCUGUUUUAAGUGGUGGUUUUUUGCCAUUAGCUAAUUAUAUCAAGGAGCAAUUGAAUUUAGAUUAUGCGUUUGCAAACGUAUUAGAAGAAGUCGAUGGAAAAUUAAGUGGUAGAACUGUCGGAGAAAUAGUUGAUGGAGAUAAAAAAGCAGAAUUAUUAAUUCAAAUUGCACAAGAAAAUAAUAUCGGGUUUGAAGACAUUGUCGCAGUUGGAGAUGGAGCAAAUGAUUUAAAAAUGAUGAGCAAAGCAGGUUUUGGUAUUGCAUGGAAUGCAAAACCAAAAGUUCAAGGAUUAGCACCUUCAUGUUUAAAUUCAACAAGUUUAAAAGAUGUUUUCUAUAUAUUUGGAUACAAUGAUAAUGAAGUUGGUGAAUUAAUCAACAACUAGAAUUUAUAUAGUACAAAUUUAGAAUAAAAGAUAAUAAAGUGAAAUAAAGUGAAAUAAAGUGAAAUAAAAUAAAAUAAAAUAAAUAAAAUAAAUAAAAUAAAUAAAAUGAAAAUGCUUUUGUUAUUAAAAUCAAAAAGCCAUUUUUCC